Messenger RNA from Hyaloscypha bicolor E, 1678 nucleotides. RefSeq names its product Asp-domain-containing protein. Gene Ontology annotation, biological process: proteolysis. The transcript is spliced from 3 exons. Bases 295 to 1500 code for a protein of 401 amino acids. Gene Ontology annotation, molecular function: aspartic-type endopeptidase activity. Lineage: Eukaryota; Fungi; Ascomycota; Leotiomycetes; Helotiales; Hyaloscyphaceae. The record is from RefSeq and is a predicted model, not a curated record. Gene Ontology annotation, cellular component: fungal-type vacuole.
AGACUCCAACAAGCUCGACGGGGCAGUUCCAGUCCCGCCAAUCUGCGGGGCGCUUCUGCUGACAAGGCAACAGCGAUUGAGCAACGGCGUAGCGACGGGAGCGUCAUCAAGUCACUCACACCUCCUCCGUACCUCCCUCGCCUCAGCAGCUCUCUUUCCCUCUCUCUUGCGUCAACAACCCUCCAUCCAUCACCAACUCGGGUUGCGCAUCAUCACACAACACAACACAACACAACACAACCUCUCCAUCUAUUGCUUUGACAGUGAUAGUUCUCAAUCUCACGAAUCGCAAUCAUGAAGGGCGCACUCUUCGCCGCAGCGUCGCUGCUGGGCUCAGUGAGCGCAGGCGUCCAUAAGAUGCCACUGAAGAAGGUCUCUCUGUCGGAGCAGCUGGCUGGUGCCAAUAUCGACACUCAUGUCAAGCACCUUGGCCAGAAGUAUAUGGGCAUUCGACCUCAGUCGCACAUCGAUGAGAUGUUCAAGGAUACCGCCGUCCCCGAUUCCAAGGGUGAUCACAGCGUUCCCGUGAGCAACUUCUUGAACGCUCAAUACUUCUCCGAGAUCACAAUCGGAACUCCUCCUCAAUCAUUCAAGGUCGUUCUCGAUACCGGAAGCUCCAACUUGUGGGUGCCGUCCUCUGAAUGUGGUUCGAUCGCCUGUUACCUCCACACCAAGUACGAUUCUUCCUCUUCAUCUACAUACAAGAAGAACGGAACCUCGUUCGAGAUCCGCUAUGGCUCUGGUAGUCUCAGCGGUUUCGUGUCUGAAGAUGUAAUGACCAUCGGUGAUCUCAAGAUCAAGGACCAAAUCUUCGCCGAAGCUACUGAGGAGCCAGGUCUGGCUUUUGCCUUUGGUCGAUUCGAUGGCAUCCUGGGUCUCGGAUUUGAUACGAUCUCCGUUAACAAAAUUCCUCCUCCAUUUUACAACAUGAUUGAGCAAGGUCUGUUAGACGAGCCAGUCUUUGCUUUCUACCUCGGCGAUACCAACAACGGCGAGGGUGAUGAGUCGGAGGCUACUUUCGGUGGUAUCAACAAGGACCAUUAUACUGGCAAGAUGACCAACAUCCCAUUGAGACGCAAGGCCUACUGGGAAGUUGAUCUUGAUGCCAUUACCUUCGGCGAUAACACUGCCGAGCUUGAGAAUACCGGUGUUAUACUUGACACCGGAACUUCUCUUAUCGCUCUUCCAUCCACUCUUGCCGAGCUCUUGAACAAGGAGAUCGGUGCUAAGAAGAGCUACAAUGGACAAUACACUGUCGAGUGUGAGAAGCGUGAUAGUCUGCCAGACAUGUCCUUCACCCUCAGCGGCUACAACUUCAGCAUUACCCCAUACGAUUACAUUCUCGAGGUCCAAGGAUCUUGUAUCUCCAGCUUUAUGGGAAUGGAUUUCCCCGAGCCCGUAGGCCCAUUGGCAAUCCUCGGUGAUGCAUUCCUCCGAAAAUGGUACUCAGUCUACGACCUCGGCAAGGGAACCGUCGGUCUUGCUCAAUCCAAACAGUAAAUCAUGAUGAAUAGGAUUUGACAGUGGGAUGGACACAAUUUGAAUAUCGAACCAUUCAUAUCGAGAGGGUUUUUCAUUACAUUGUACUCUAGGCACUCGGUACUCUCUGAUUUUGAAUUGCGUUGAGUCUCUUACUCCAGAGCCUGGACUUGUUUCCAAGGCGAUAGUCGAUCACGCG